Messenger RNA from Solanum pennellii, 814 nucleotides. Its product is annotated as acidic leucine-rich nuclear phosphoprotein 32 family member B-like. The record is from RefSeq and is a predicted model, not a curated record. Bases 319 to 777 code for a protein of 152 amino acids. The transcript has a single exon. Lineage: Eukaryota; Viridiplantae; Streptophyta; Magnoliopsida; Solanales; Solanaceae.
UGUGACUCAGUUGGAAGAGUUAACAUUCACGCUUUACAUCGUUUGGAAUAUUGUAUCACAUAAUGCACACACUUUGCUAAAGUUUUUUCUGUCACGCUAAAAGGCCUUCUCUUAACUCACGCUUUGUUUGUGCUCUUACUCUCUAUAUAUAGCUGUGUGUGUCUAUGCAUUCAAUUCAUUCUUCACUGUAUAUUACUCUGUUUUUCUUUUACAGUUUUGAAGGAUUCAAAGCGAUCUAUUUUUGAUUUUCCGGCAGAAAAAGGUAUUUGUAAAUGCAGUUUAGUUUAGUUUCUGUAUAUGUUUUUUUAAUUUUGACUGAUGAGCAAAGAUGUACCUUUGACUCAGGUGAAGAAGAUGGAGUCAGGGGACGACUUUGUUUCAAAGAGGAGAACUAGACAACAAUCUUUAAAACAUAUGGUGGAGAUUGUUGAAAAGAGGGACGAGUUGAGUCAAAGUGGGGAUUCUACGAAUGGAAGGAAAAGAAAAAAGAUGGAGAAUUCUGGAGUGGAAAACAAUGGGAGGAGGAAGUUCAGUCGAGGAACUUCUGAGUACUUAACAAAGCAGAGUUGCGUUGAGGAAGUAUCUGAUGAUGAUGAUUCGUCAUCGGAGGAGACUGGUCCUGAUCCUGAUGUUGAUGUUGAUAUUGUUGAGGAGGAGGAGGGCAGUGAUCCUGAUGUUGUUAUCGUUGCGGAGGAGGAAGAGGAGGAGUUGGAGGAGGAUGAGGAUGAGGAGACUGAUCCUGAUGCAACCUCAUACUAUAAAUCAGAAAUCGAAUGAGGUUGUUCAUAUGUCAAAUGGGGAACCACAAUCUUAA